Messenger RNA from Aspergillus calidoustus, 1188 nucleotides. The record is from the annotation of a GenBank genome assembly. Lineage: Eukaryota; Fungi; Ascomycota; Eurotiomycetes; Eurotiales; Aspergillaceae.
AUGACGACCUUUGCUUUGAGUACCGAUCUCGGGCAGCUGGAUGAGCUCCUUGCCGCCAUUGUCCUUCUCGCGUGGUUCGAAGUCAUCCAGGAUCAUGAUGGCAAGGGUGUCGGCUUUCCGCAACACGCUGCAAACGCCAUUGUGACGACCAAGGACUAUUCGUGGAAUAUAUAUUCACGGCACCUACUCUCGUGGCUCAAGACGCUCGACACCAAGGCUACCCACAUGGGCGGCGGGACCCAUCUUCUGUCACCCGAAGCACUGCAAGUCGUCUCUACGUAUCCCACGCAGAUCAUCACCUCCAAGAAAGAAGCCGCGGACGAUCACGACGGGGAGCUGGAACUGGCGGCCCUGAGCUCAUCUGUGACCAACAGCGCUGGAAUGGCUUCGGCGCUUCGCAGUGGGCAUACAGAGGUUCCAGCUGCUCCCAUCGGCCAUGCGAAGCUGGUUCUGCUGCACGCCAUAUUCCAACCCACUCUGGAAUGGUACUCGGCCACGCAGUUAUGUUGCCGCAAGAUUGGCUCUCAGGAUAAGCACCACCGAUCACGCUUCACGCCCGAGGACGAAUACGAGGUGAUUAUCAAGUGCAAGGAGCUCGAAGGGGAACUCUGGCGGCUGUGGGAGCAGCGGCCCGAAGUAAUGUCGCUGCCACUAGACCAGCUGAUGAUCCUGCUCCCAUCAGAUAUGGCGAACCGGAUGCACGAGGUCUUCAGCUUGUUCCUUGCCAGUUUCUGGAUCCUUUUUGUGUACCUGCACCGCGUGUGUUGGUGGAGUCUGGCUCAUUCAGCCACGGUUCGGACCGCGCUGGGGGAGGUCUGGAAGCAUCUGCAGAGCGCGUAUGGUGAGUGGACGAUGGGUAACGAGAGUGAGAAGAAGAAGGUUGUUCACCCUGCGUUGCUAUGGCCAGUGUUCCUCUUUGGAGCAGAGUGUGUGGAAGAAGAGCGCCAAAACUGGGCAGUUGAUCAGCUGCAAGCCCUGGCGCAGGCCAGGCCGGUGUUGCAACUGCACGACGACGAGGACGAAGAGAUUCUGCCGCCGUUCCGCAUGGGGUUUGGAGCGACGAGAAAUGCGAAGCGAGCUGCUGUCUUGUUAAGAGAACUGGUCGAGCAGCAGGCGAAUUUGGGGGCUCGGGUGGACGACCGAGACCUGUCUAUGAAACUGUUUGGUUGCUACUUCAGCUUUGUUUAG